UCGACAGAGAAACCCUAAGAAGCCGCGGCAAGAGGGUGUGUGAGAGAGAGAGAUAGAGAGAGCUAGAGACGAUGAAGUUCAACCCAAGAGUAUCGAGCAGCCGCCGCAAGAGCCGGAAGGCUCACUUCACUGCGCCGUCUAGCGUGCGGCGGGUGCUGAUGAGCGCUCCUCUCUCAGCGGAGCUCCGGUCCAAGUACAACGUGCGCUCGAUUCCGGUGAGGAAAGAGGAUGAAGUGCAGGUGGUUCGUGGAACGUACAAGGGACGCGAGGGGAAGGUGACUCAGGUGUACCGUCGCAAGUGGGUCAUCCACAUCGAGCGCAUCACUCGCGAGAAGGUUAAUGGUUCAACUGUCAACGUAGGAAUCCACCCUUCCAAGGUUGUGGUGACGAAGCUGAAACUGGACAAAGAUCGCAAGGCCAUUCUCGAUCGCAAGGCGAAGGGUCGCGCCGCCGCUGAUAAGGAGAAGGGCACCAAGUUCGCUCCCGAAGACAUCAUGCAAACCGUUGAUUAAUCUCUUUAUCAUAUAAACCAGUGUUUUGUAGCGUUUCUCUAUCUUAAAUAUUCAUUAUCCUUUUUGAAAGUUUUUGUUUUAUGUUAAUCAAACCAUAUUUUAUCCUUUUA
This is a messenger RNA of Vigna umbellata (rice bean), 622 nucleotides long. The record is from RefSeq and is a predicted model, not a curated record. NCBI's taxonomy places the organism in Eukaryota, Viridiplantae, Streptophyta, Magnoliopsida, Fabales, Fabaceae.